This is a messenger RNA of Acaulospora colombiana, 192 nucleotides long. NCBI's taxonomy places the organism in Eukaryota, Fungi, Glomeromycota, Glomeromycetes, Diversisporales, Acaulosporaceae. The record is from the annotation of a GenBank genome assembly.
GAACAGAACUCGCAAAACAGUAAUAGGUACAUCCCUGAACAGAUAGUCCUCUCUAAAAGUAAUGUCAAUAUACCCAACCCUGUUAUAAGCCAAUGUAUCGCCCAUGCCAGCUCUACUGGUACUAGUUCCAAAUUGUUAGAAGAUGAUAUCCCACAUCUAAUAUAUCUGAUAACACAUCUAGCGACAAAGUAA